This is a messenger RNA of Brassica napus (rape), 1206 nucleotides long. RefSeq names its product dehydrogenase/reductase SDR family member 7. Gene Ontology annotation, cellular component: membrane. Lineage: Eukaryota; Viridiplantae; Streptophyta; Magnoliopsida; Brassicales; Brassicaceae. The record is from RefSeq and is a predicted model, not a curated record.
AUAGAUAAGUCUUCCCAGUUUGACCAAAAAAAUAAAAAGAUAGAUAGAUUUUCCCUCUGGUUUGUAAAAUCUCUAGAACUUGUCCUCUCUUUCUUCUUAGCCGUUGCUCAAACCUGAGAAAAAUGCUGACUCUACUCUUCUUUCUCGGACUCCUCCUUCUUCUUGGUCUUCUCCUCAAAUUCGCAGUUGCUGACGGGGACUUUACCCUGAUUUCCAAGAAGGAAGUGAAGUGCGAAGCCAUAGAAGGAAAGGUGGUCUGGAUCACAGGGGCUAACCGUGGGAUUGGGGAAGCUCUUGCUAAACAGUUUGCUAGUUUAGGUACCAAACUUAUUCUUUCUGCUAGGAAUGAAGCUGAGCUGUUUCGGAUUAAAAGUGAGCUCAAAGGUAAAUAUGCACCAGAACAUGUCAAGGUUUUGCGUUUAGAUUUACCUAGCAGCGAAGAGAGGCUCAAAAAUGUUGUAGAGCGAGCAGUGUCGCUUUUCCCUGGGGAUGGUGUUGAUUAUUUGAUCCACAACGCUGCCUAUGAGGGUCCGAAAUCAAACGCAGUGGAUGCGAGUGAGGAAAAUCUUGAGACUACAUUCGGGGUUAAUGUAUUUGGGACAAUAUCUCUCACAAAGUUGGUAACUCCUCAUAUGCUGAAACGAGGAGGCGGUCAUUUUGUUGUGAUUAGCAGUGCCGCAGGGAAAGUACCAUCACCUGGUCAGGCUAUAUAUGCUGCUUCAAAUCAUGCUCUGCAGGGCUACUUCCACACCUUACGUUCUGAGUUCUUCCAGAAGGGAAUCAAGGUUACUGUUGUUUGUCCCGGUCCAAUAGAAACUUCAAAUGGUACAGGAACAUCAACUUCGGAAGACAAGAACUCUCCUGAGAAGCGUGUGUCAUCUGAACGAUGUGCAGAACUGACCAUAAUGGCUGCAUCUCAUAACUUAAAAGAAGCUUGGAUUUCAUAUCAGCCAGUACUGCUCGUGAUGUAUCUAGUGCAGUACAUGCCUUCCUGGCUCAUGGACAAGGUUGGAGGAGGGAAACGAGUGGAGGUUGCAGAAAAGAAAGUGUCUUGAUAAAUAAGCUUUGAACUCUUGUCAGUUGAUUUGGAUUGUGUUUGUGCUCAGAAAACAGUUUGUGGCCUUGUGAAUUACUAGCAACUAUAAGAAUUGGUGGUAAGAGUUUUCCUAUAAUGUGAUGGUUCUAUAAGAAUUGUUGCUUCCUGAA